AUGAACGGAACAGAAGGAGGACAGACGGCAGAAUUUGACAACAUUCGACUGCCGCUCGACCGGGCUACAUUGGACGCAGCCCUCGGUAAGAGGAAAGUGCAAGCUAUAGAUGUGGAUGGUCAUCUACUAUACGAUGAAGAAAAAAUAACGACCGAUAAAUUGACUGAACAGCUGGAGAGAGUAUGGAACGAAUACCCAAACGGACUGCUUGAUAUCAAUGAAAAGAGGUUGGAGAGACUACCACCUGAUGAGGAUGCAGUCGAGAAGGAAGAAUCCAAGGAGAAUCCAGAGAAAGAACGGGAUUCGUUCAGGGUGAUGAGCAGAGGUGAUAUGGAUCAAUUGCGGACUGAAGUGCAUGAACAACUCAAUGCCGCUCGUAAUGAACUUUGGUUUGUCCUCGAACUCGCCAAAACCCUCUCUGUCUCUUCCAGCUUCACCAACCAGGCCCCACCUCCUCCCAAGCAGCAGGCAGACGCCGGGCCGAAGAAGGGGAAACAAAAAAACCCCAAAGCGAACGAAGCAGACACCAAGACCUCAACUCUUUCUACCUCUGUACCGCAAGAACCACCAGUCUUACCUCCUGGAACAUUCUCCGUUACACCUUCGUCACAACCUACCAAACCUUCCCAUACUCAGGUACACGAACUUGAGUUAGUCCUAAAAGCAAAACAACAGGCAUUGGACGAAUGCUCCGCUUUGAUAAAUUCGGCGGUAUCAGAAUUGCAGAUGAUGGCCAGUGCUGGAGAUAGGUUCUGGAGAGACGUUAGAUUGUUGAAAGAUGGACAAAAUGGCAGAGAUCAAUGGGCAACAGUGCCAAAGCCUGAUUUUGGAAGGACCAUUGUGGAAGGGGAAAAGUCGAAAGAUAUAAUAAUACCUUAUUCCAUCGAUGAAGCUCCCCGAGCCACGAGAUCACGUUGUCUGGCUGCGUUCGACCUUGAUCCUACCAAAGAAGUCGCUCUCACUUUCGGUUCCAGAUCGCAUUCACGCCUAAGGGCUACAUUGAAAGAUGUCUCUGGAGCUGUGGUGGGGUCUUCCCCUAUCAUCGUGGGAGAUGCAUCAGAUGUGAGGGCACAGAUGGAAGCUGCGCAGAUGGAGGCUUUUGAUGAGGAUCUUUUCAGUGUACUCCGCUAUGAAGCUUCCCAGAUGUCGAAGAGUGAGCUAGAGUCGAAGUCGGUAUCGCUCCCUGCGGCAGAGUACACUCUUGCCUUUGGGCUGUAUGACACCAGAACUCGUUCCCAGAUUCCAACUUCUCCCUUAUGUGACCUCAUUGUAUCUUCGGCUCGAUCAAACCUUCUCUGUCUGCAUCGUUACCGCAAAACUAGAUUGGUAUCCCCCAUGUCAUCGAGUACAGCGUCACCUACUACGUCACCUACUAUACUCCAACCCAUCGUUCACGCAUUAAGGUAUCGACAACUCUGCAAUACCAUCAACUCCACUCUGAGUAACUUCGCGAGCAUUUUCAAGACAGCAGGUUUAGAAGCUUCUUCGACUUGCCAGAUGAUUGCUGGCCAAUCUUCGUCGGAAGCAAUCAGUGAGUUCUUGGUUGGUCUAUCGAAUACAAGCAAGUUGAGUGGGACCUAUCGAUUGGGUGUCCCUGGUUGUCGCGGAGUGAAGAUCGAUGCCCAUGCUCCUUUCAGGACUAGUGUGACAUUGACCAACGCCACAUUCGAUCUCUCAAACCCCGAAGAACUAUCACAUAUCUUAUCCGAGGAGUUUGCGACUCAGCUACUUGGUCUGCUUUAUUCUGAACUCCGGAACAGAAUAUCGGAUGCGUCGAUCAGGUCCAGAGUGUUUUUGGACGAAUUAGAAGGGAUGAUACAUCUUUCUCAGAUCGGUCUCAUAAGAAUUUCAAUACCCCCUCCAUUUCAUACGAUUUUGAUCAACGUCGAUCAAUCACCCGAAGUGAGACUUCCUGCAACCGAAUUACCACAAGGAUACGAUGCCCGACGUGAUGGACAUUUGCAGACAUGGAUCGAUAAGGUAGUAGAGAAGCUGAUCGCGGGGUAA
This is a messenger RNA of Kwoniella botswanensis, 2007 nucleotides long. RefSeq lists its product as uncharacterized. Gene Ontology annotation, biological process: regulation of transcription by RNA polymerase II. The record is from RefSeq and is a predicted model, not a curated record. Gene Ontology annotation, molecular function: transcription coregulator activity. Gene Ontology annotation, cellular component: core mediator complex; mediator complex. The transcript has 8 exons. NCBI's taxonomy places the organism in Eukaryota, Fungi, Basidiomycota, Tremellomycetes, Tremellales, Cryptococcaceae. Bases 1 to 2007 code for a protein of 668 amino acids.